AUGGGUGCUUUCGCGUCGUGUUGUAAACCUUCGGCUUCUGAUGUUAUGACGCCAGACGUUGAGACUAGGCGGCGGCAGCAGGUGGAGGCUGCUGAGCGUCGCCGCCAGCAGGAAGAGGCACGUGGAGUCAAGGAUCCACAGCGUUUGCAGCGUCAGCAGCUUAAAGCGGCUGAUACUGAGAGAAAGGCGGAAGAACUUAACCGGGAAGGUGGAGCUACAUUGCGUUGGCAAGCGCACUAGCAUUCAGCAGGAUGGACGAUUCCGAAAGUGAGUGUCCGAAAAUUCAUCUGUUAUAUCCUAAUCUAAUUUAAAACUUAAUUAUCAUAUAAAAGUGUGCCUGCUGGUGACAACAUUAUAUCUGAGUGGGUAUUUUCAUGUUAUUUGCAUUGACUUCUUUUUCUUGUUUUUUAAGCGUGCAAUAUUAGAAAUUUUUUUUAUUACUGUAAACUAAGCAAAUAUUUGUAAAAAAAAUGGGGUUCAGACAAACAAUUGAUUCUCUGGGCUGAAACAGCUGAAGUUUGUUGGAAGGAUUUAAUUCACUUAGACAUUGUUAUUUCACCCGGCAUCGAGCGAUUGAUUGCGCAUUCCGCAAGGCGAUUGCGGCGCCAUUUUGUCGAACGUUAGUAAAACCACGCCCAGAGCCAACGCCCAGGCGUCUUAACAACAGCCGCCAUUUUGCUUGCGAGUUACGUAACGCGUUCGAACUUAAAAAAAUUUUUCGAGCUUAGCUUUGUUGGUCUGCUAUCCUGUUUUCUUAACACUCCGGAUAAAAAUUUUAACUGUUAGACAAUACCUGCAUGUCACUCUCCUGCGAUUGUUUAGAUAGGAGUAAGCUAUCCAUUAUGAAACACUUGUAAUUUGUUUACUAGGUGCCAGUAUCACUGUAUGUUGCCGAUAAGCGAUAUUUUUACAAAUAUACUAUAUACUUUUACCAGGUUUGUAUAAAUUGUAUAUCAUAAUUAACGUCGUAGUCAAGUAGAGCGCAGUCAAAAUGUCGACUGUUGCCUAUCAGCCCUUUAUGUGGGGCAUGUACCGCCUUAACACAUCCGCAUUUAGCAAAUCUGAGUUCAUAGCCGUAUGCGAACAAAUAAUUAUGAUAUGUGUAACGGUCGUCGUGCCAUGGAUGCUUCAUUUCUUGCUAAUCCUAUGUAGGGUUAAAAUAUGGAGCUUAUAUUUGAUGAAAACGCCUGAUCAGGUGCCUGAAGAACAACCGAACAGGCCUGUAAGGCAAAAAAGGCCGAAUCGGGUGCCGCGAAAUUAUAUCCGGCGUAGGAGCGCGCGGCGCCGGCGGGUCAACUAAAAAACGCAGCCGUGACCGACAAAUUUCAAACGACAAUUUUCAGGUAUCUGUGACAAUAUUCCAAAUCACAUAUCAGACUAUUUAGGGUUUGACGAUUAUUAGUAACUUAAAAAAAAAGCUAUUCCCACUGAAUCGUGACGUCGUGACGACAAUUUAUUAGUUCACGGCGAGAGUAGGGAGCACAACACGCACAGACAAUGAUAAAUAAAACGUGACGAUAAUAGUAGCUGCGAUUGUCUGUCAUCUCGUUUUUAUCGUGACGUCUUAUUUAUUGUCAGAGGACUGUCGUUCUAGCUCUUCGCAUGUCUUGACAGGCUGUCGUCGUAACGUCAAAAAAGUCAUGAACAGCAACUAAAGUGUUGUACUCUAAGUGAAGCCACGACACUUUAAACUGCGCGGCUAUCUGUCAUCACGACAUAAUGGAAAUGCGCCCUUAGGUUGUAUAAGCUCAACAGUGCAUUACCGAAAUUGGAUUGUGAAUUUUUCUUUUUAAAAUUUAAUAUUUUUCUAUUCAUAUCUAUAUGUUGUUAGUAGCGAUAGUUACUUGUUGUGGUCAGAACAUUCUCAACUCCGCUGUGUUGACGACGGCGCUGUAGUAAAUAACGACCUCAGUUAAAUGUUCGCGGAAUAAGUUGUAGUGCCGUCGUAUUUCGAUGUGUUUACAUUUGGAUGUCUAGUAACAAUACGUGUGUAGUCAAUGUAGUGAAACACGUUCGUUUGGUACUUAAUUUUAAAGCUAACGACUUAGAAUAACGAUUUUGAAAUGACGAAGAACAUUUAGUCGAUCUUACGUAUUAUACGCGCAUUUGCAGAAUGGAUUAUUUUAUUAAAAACAUGGCCUAAAAUUUUAAUAUACUAUAUAAAAAUCAUAAUAAUAAUUUUGUACCAAGUCUUUUCCAUAACAUUGUUAUAAAUUCGAUAAAUAUUUAUAAAACAUUAUAAUAAUAAUUUAUACAUCAAACAAAAAUUUGUGUUAUAUUUGCACGAAAUCAAAUAUAGGUAGAACUAAAAUCAGCUCUAGUACAGUUUAGCGGUACGCGGAGAACUGUUCCCAUUUACGAAACAAUAAAAAAUGUAUCUAUGCGAAAAAAGUUGUUUUGAGCACAUCACUCGUAAUUAAAUUUAAAAAAAAAUAUGUUCGGGCUCAUUAUCAAAAUAAUGAUCUCCUUUUUGUAAAUAAACGUAACUUUUUUAUAUGUCUUUUAAAUUUAUAACGUUAUAUACACAAAUAAAAAGUAGUCACGUAUCUAGGGGCAUUAUGAAAAUGACCCCCGUUUUAAUAACGUGAAUUGACAAACAAAAGUUCUGUUAAAAAGCUACGUCCUGCAGAGACUGUCUUUUAAAACAUUCGUCACAAAUAAACAUCCGCCUGACGCUCCACCAUAUUGAAACGGGUUCUCAUGGGCACGGUCGCGAAAGCUGGGCUCUACGUGGCUAAGAUUGUCACACUUAUAGUGUAAGAUAUAAAUGUAUUAUUGUUUACGAUUAAAUAUGCUCAAUGUUUG
This is a messenger RNA of Hyposmocoma kahamanoa, 2805 nucleotides long. RefSeq names its product small VCP/p97-interacting protein (gene Svip). Lineage: Eukaryota; Metazoa; Arthropoda; Insecta; Lepidoptera; Cosmopterigidae. The transcript is spliced from 3 exons. Gene Ontology annotation, cellular component: endoplasmic reticulum membrane. The coding region runs from base 1 to 240 and encodes 79 amino acids. Gene Ontology annotation, biological process: negative regulation of VCP-NPL4-UFD1 AAA ATPase complex assembly; positive regulation of autophagy; negative regulation of retrograde protein transport, ER to cytosol. The record is from RefSeq and is a predicted model, not a curated record.